Messenger RNA from Acanthochromis polyacanthus (spiny chromis), 7857 nucleotides. RefSeq names its product kalirin RhoGEF kinase a (gene kalrna). Gene Ontology annotation, biological process: intracellular signal transduction; axon guidance. Lineage: Eukaryota; Metazoa; Chordata; Actinopteri; Pomacentridae. Gene Ontology annotation, molecular function: guanyl-nucleotide exchange factor activity; protein binding. Bases 246 to 7739 code for a protein of 2497 amino acids. The record is from RefSeq and is a predicted model, not a curated record. Gene Ontology annotation, cellular component: postsynaptic density; cytoplasm. The transcript is spliced from 60 exons.
CUCCAUCCGGACACUUCCUGCUCCGGUCGGUCCUGAGGAGGCGGUUCCGAGGCGGGAGGCAGCGGGACCCUGGCGGAGACUCGGAGGCUGCACCGGGAACAAUAGAGCGGAGCGACGCCAGCCUCGACCCGCCUCAGCAGCGCCAGCAGCCGGACCCAGACGGACCGAGCGGCCGCCGGAGGAGACAUGUAACCGGGCCGCGGCUCGGAUCUGAGGCGGCGGAUCGGAACCGAGCGGAUUCCGGCAUGAACCCCGGAGAAGCGGCCGAGGAGGCGCCCAGCGACCCCGACACUGAUGCCUUCUACAAAACAGGAUCCUUCAGGACCGAAGGCAUCAAGGCGUCUGAUGUUCUUCCUGUGCUGAAGGAGAAAGUCGCCUUCGUGUCGGGUGGUCGAGACAAGAGAGGAGGACCGAUCCUGACGUUUCCUGCCAGGAGUAACCACGACCGAAUAAAACAGGAAGACCUGAGGAGGCUGGUCACCUACCUGUCCACGGUGCCCAGCGAGGAUGUGUGUAAACGAGGCUUCACCGUCAUCAUCGACAUGCGAGGCUCUAAGUGGGAUCUGAUCAAACCUCUGCUGAAGACGCUCCAGGAGUUCUUCCCGGCCGACAUCUGCGUCGCUCUCAUCAUCAAACCCGACAACUUCUGGCAGAAACAGAAAACCAACUUCGGCAGCGCAAAGUUCUCCUUCGAGACCAGCAUGGUGUCGGUGGAGGGUUUGUCCAAACUGGUGGAUCCGUCUCAGCUGACAGACGACUUUGAAGGUUCUCUGGACUACAACCAUGAGGAGUGGAUGGACCUGAGGGUUUCUCUAGAGGAGUUCAUGUCCAACGCCGUCCACCUGCUGUCCAGACUGGAGGACCUGCAGGAGCUUCUGUCCAAGAAGGACUUUCCUGCAGACGUUGAAGGAUCCCGACGGCUCAUCGAGGAACACACCCAGCUCAAGAAGAAGGUUCUGAAGGCUCCGGUGGAGGAGUUGGACCGGGAAGGCCAGAGGCUGCUGCAGUGCAUCCGGUCCAGCGACGGCUUUUCAGGGAGGAACUGCAUCUCAGGUUCUGCAGACUUCCAGAGUCUGGUGCCCAAGGUGGCCAGUCUCCUGGAUAAGCUUCACUCCACCAGGCAGCAUCUGCACCAGAUGUGGCACGUCAGGAAGCUGAAGCUGGACCAGUGUUUCCAGCUGCGACUGUUCGAGCAGGACGCCGAGAAGAUGUUCGACUGGAUCAGCCACAACAAGGAGGUUUUCCUUCAGAGCCACACUGAGAUUGGUCGAGGAUACCAACAUGCUGUGGAGCUGCAGACGCAACACAACCACUUCGCCAUGAACUCCAUGAACGCCUACGUGAACAUCAACCGGAUCAUGUCGGUGGCGAGUCGACUGGCCGAAGCCGGACAUUACGCCUCCACGCAGAUCAAACAAAUCUCAAGUCAGCUGGAUCAGGACUGGAAAAGCUUCGCUGCCGCGCUGGACGAGCGAUCUACCAUCUUAGCAAUGUCGUCGGUCUUUCACCAGAAGGCAGAACAGUUCCUGUCGGAGGUGGAGGCCUGGUGUAAGGUCUGCAGUGAAGGAGGUUUACCGUCUGAGAUGCAGGAGCUGGAGAUCGCCAUCCACCGACACCAGAGUCUGUAUGAGCAGGUGACCCAGGCCUACACCGAGGUGAGUCAGGAUGGUAAGGCGCUGUUGGACGUCCUUCAGAGACCUCUAAGUCCAGGAAACUCUGAGUCUCUCACAGCGACGGCCAACUACUCCAAAGCAGUCCACUGCAUCCUGGACGUGGUCCACGAGGUUCUGCACCAUCAGCGGCGUCUGGAGAACAUCUGGCAGCACCGGAAGGUCCGACUGCACCAGAGACUGCAGCUGUGUGUCUUUCAGCAGGACGUCCAGCAGGUGAUGGACUGGAUAGAAAACCACGGAGAGGCCUUCCUCAGCAAACACACUGGAGUUGGUAAAUCUCUGCACCGAGCUCGAGCUCUGCAGAAGAGACACGACGACUUCGAGGACGUCGCUCAGAACACAUACACUAAUGCAGACAAGCUACUGGAGGCAGCAGAACAACUGGCUCAGACUGGAGAAUGUGACCCGGAAGAAAUCUACAAGGCGGCCCGACACCUGGAGGUCCGGAUCCAGGACUUCGUCCGGCGGGUCGAACACCGGAAGCUGCUGCUGGACAUGUCGGUCUCCUUCCACACCCACACCAAAGAGCUGUGGUCGUGGAUGGAGGAGCUGCAGAAACAGCUGCUGGACGACGUCUGCUGUGACUCGGUGGAUUCGGUCCAGACUCUGAUCCAACAGUUCCAGCAGCAGCAGACGGCGACGCUGGAGGCAACGCUCAACGUGAUUAAAGAAGGAGAGGAACUAAUUCAGCAGCUCAGAGAUGCCGCCAUGUCGACCAACAAGACCCCACACUGCAGUUCCAUCGCUCACAUCCAGGGGGUGCUGCAGCAGCUGGACGAGGCCCAGGGCCAGAUGGAGGAGCUGUUCCACGAACGCAAGAUCAAACUGGACAUCUUCCUGCAGCUGCGCAUCUUCGAGCAGUACACCAUUGAGGUCACGGCCGAGUUGGACGCCUGGAACGAGGAUUUAUCUCGUCAGCUGAGCGACGCCGGACGUUCAGGCAGCAGCAGCGGAGGCAGCGGCGCCUCCUCUGGCGGCUCGGAGGAUAUCGGUCUGGCCGAGCAGCGACUGAAGCGUCACGCCGAGAGGAAGGCGGCCAUGAACAACAUGACGUACGAAGUGAUGCAGCAGGGACAAGACCUGCACCAGUACAUCAUGGAGGUCCAGGCUUCAGGCAUCGAGCUGACCGGGGAGAAGGACAUGGAUCUGGCCUCUCAGGUUCAGGAGCUGCUGGAGUUUCUUCAUGAGAAGCAGCAGGAGGUGGAGCUGAGCGCCCAGCACACCCACAGCCGGCUGGAGCAGAGUCUGCAGCUACGCCACCUGCAGGCCGAAGUCAAGCAGGUGCUGGGUUGGAUCCGUAACGGGGAGUCGAUGCUGAACGCCAGCCUGGUGAACGCCAGCUCUCUGUCUGAGGCCGAGCAGCUGCAGAAGGAACACGAGCAGUUCCAGAUGGCCAUCGAGUCGCUGUUUCACGCUAACUCUCUGCAGAAGACUCACCAGAGCGCCCUGCAGGUCCAGCAGAAGGCCGAGAUGAUGCUGCAGGCCGGACACUACGACCCCGAGGCCAUCCGGAGCUGUGCCGAGAAGGUGGCCGUCCACUGGCAGCAGCUGAUGCUGAAGAUGGAGGACCGGCUGAAGCUGGUCAACGCCUCCGUCGCCUUUUACAAGACGUCCGAGCAGGUGUGCAGCGUCCUGGAGAGUCUGGAGCAGGAGUACCGGCGGGACGAGGACUGGUGCAGCAGUCUGGACAAACUGGGAGCUGCAGCCGACAGCGAACAUCUGCUCCCUCUGAUCAGCAAACAUCUGGAGCAGAAGGAGGCCUUCCUCAAGGCGUGCACGUUGGCUCGGAGGAACGCUGAGGUGUUUCUGAAAUACAUCCACAGGAACAACGUGAGCAUGCAGGGAGCUGGAGGACACAGCAGAGGACCAGAGCAGCAGGUUAAAGCCAUCCUGAACGAGCUGCUGCAGAGAGAAAACCGAGUUCUUCACUUCUGGACGUUGAAGAAGCGACGCCUGGAUCAGUGCCAGCAGUUCCUGGUGUUUGAACGCAGCGCCAAGCAGGCUCUGGACUGGAUCCAGGACACAGGUGAGGUCUACCUGUCCACUCACACGUCUCCAGGCGACAGCAGUGAAGAAACUCAGCAGCUGCUCAACGACUGCCAUCACUUCAGACUCACUGCCAAGCAAACCAAGGAGAAGGUGAAGCUGCUGAUCCAGCUGGCCGAUAACCUGGUGGAGAAAGGCCACGCCCACGUGUCGGAGCUGAAGCGCUGGGUCAGCACCGUGGACCGACGGUACCGGGACUUCUCCGUACGGAUGACCAAGUACCAGGAGAGUCUGGAGAGGAGCCUGGGCGUCAGCUCUGAGGACAACAAGGACCUGGAGCUGGACAUCAUCCCGGCCAGUCUGACCGACGACCCCGAGGUGAAGCUCCGAGACCCGAACCACGAGGUCAACGAGGAGAAGAGGAAGUCUGCCAGGAAGAAGGAGUUCAUCAUGGCCGAGCUGCUGCAGACGGAGAAAACCUACGUCAGAGAUCUGCACGAGUGUCUGGAGACGUACCUGUUUGAGAUGACCAGCGGAGUGGAGGAGGUUCCAGCCGGCAUCGCCAACAAGGAGCACGUCGUCUUCGGAAACAUGCAGGAGAUCUACGACUUCCACAACAAUAUUUUCCUGAAGGAGCUGGUGAACUACGAGCAGCUUCCAGAAGACGUCGGUCAUUGUUUCGUCACCUGGGCCGAUAAAUUCCAUAUUUACGUUGAUUACUGCAAAAACAAACCUGACUCCAGUCAGCUGAUCCUGGAACACGCCGGAACCUUCUUUGACGACAUCCAGCAGAGACGAGGUCUGGCCAACUCCAUCUCCUCCUACCUCAUCAAACCGGUGCAGAGGAUCACCAAGUACCAGCUGCUGCUCAAGGAGCUGCUGUCGUGCUGUGAGGAAGGUAAAGGAGAGAUUAAAGACGGUCUGGAGGUGAUGCUGGGAGUCCCCAAGAGAGCCAACGACGCCAUGCACCUGGCCAUGCUGGAGGGUUUCGAGGAGAACCUGGAGGUUCAGGGUGAACUCAUCCUCCAGGACAGUUUCCAGGUCUGGGAUCCUCGAUCUCUGAUCAGGAAGGGACGCGACCGACACCUCUUCCUGUUCGAGUUCUCUCUGGUCUUCAGCAAAGAGAUCAAAGACUCGGCUGGAAGAACCAAGUACCAGUACAAGAACAGACUACUGACGUCGGAGUUGGGGGUAACUGAACACAUAGAAGGUGAUCCCUGUAAGUUUGCUCUGUGGGCUGGAAGGACUCCAUCAUCGGACAACAAGACGGUGCUCAAAGCGUCCAGCAUGGAGGCCAAGCAGGAGUGGAUCAAGAACAUCAGGGAGGUGAUCCAGGAGAGGAUGACCCACCUGAAGGGGGCGCUGAAGGAGCCUGUACACCUGCCCAAAACCCCUGCUCUGACCAAACCCAGGAACAACCUGAAGAGGGAGGGCGGUGAGGACGGAGACAGUCAGGGAGACGGCAGCAGCCAACCGGACACCAUCUCCAUCGCCUCCAGGACGUCCCAGAACACGGUGGACAGCGAUAAGCUCUCUGGAGGCUGUGAACUCACCGUGGUCCUUCAGGACUUUACAGCCGGAUGCAGCUCAGAGAUGUCCGUCAGUACAGGUCAGACGGUGGAGCUGCUGGAGCGGCCCAGUGAGCGACCCGGCUGGUGUCUGGUCAGAACCACCGACCGAAACCCGCCUCAGGAAGGACUGGUUCCCAGCUCGGCGCUCUGCGUGUCGCAUUCCCGCUCCAGUGUGGAGAUGGACUGCUUCUUCGGGUCAGGAAAAGAAAACUACCCGGUCGGCAGCUCGGAUGGGAAGACGGAGUCGGUGGCGAACCUGCAGCCUCAGCCGUCGCUCAGCUCGCUGCAGUCCAGCUCUCCAGGUCCUAAACGCUCAGGAAACACUCUGAGGAAGUGGCUGACCAGUCCGGUCCGCCGCCUCAGCCACGGCAGCUCCAUCAAGAAACUCCCCAACAGCAAGCAGAAGAAGACGGGACCUGGAUCAGGUAGAGAGGAGAGCAGGAAGAGCAUCGACCUCGGCCAACCUGACCUCGCCCUGCAGGAUGACAUCAUCGAUGAGAGAGUCCUCAGUAAAGAUGGAAACCUGCUGUCCAAAACGUCUUCAGGGAUGCAGAGCGGCGGCGAGGAGGAGCAGGACGAGGAAGCUCACACUCCUCUUCCUCCCCCCAUGGAGAUCAUCAAGGACCCCUCAGCUCAGGACGACAAGUCUUCGUCCUUGCUAACGUCCCUCCAGUCGUCCUCUGAGGUUCCCAGCGCCGCCGAGCUGGUUAGCGCCAUAGAAAAACUGGUUAAGACCAAGAUGACUCUGGAACCAGGAGCCUACCCGGGCUUCUCCUCGCUGUCGCCUCCAGAACAAACCACUCCGGUCCAGCCGAGGAACCCGGAACUGGAGCAGAGAGCCAAGGCUAUGAGAGGACGCAUGUUUGUUCUGAAUGAGCUGAUUCAGACGGAGAAGGAUUAUGUGAAAGACCUGGGCAUCGUGGUGGAGGGCUUCAUGAAACGCAUCGAGGAAAAAGGCGUCCCAGAGGACAUGAAAGGAAAAGACAAAAUCGUGUUCGGAAACAUCCACCAGAUCUACGACUGGCACCGAGACUUCUUCGUUGGAGAGCUGGAGAAAUGUCUGGAGGACAACGAACAUCUUCCUGAACUCUUCAUCAAACACGAGAGGAGGCUCCACAUGUACGUGGUUUACUGCCAGAACAAACCCAAGUCUGAGUUCAUCGUAGCCGAAUACGACUCGUACUUUGACGGCAUCCAGCAGGACAUCCAGUCCAGGUUGACCAUCAGUGAUUUCCUCAUCAAGCCCAUCCAGAGAAUCACUAAAUACCAGCUGCUCCUCAAGGACUUCUUGAAGUAUAGCUCCAAAGCGGGGAUGGACUGUGAACAGAUCGAGAAAGCCGUGGAUCUGAUGUCUCAGGUCCCUAAACUGUGUAACGACAUGAUGAAUCUGGGUCGGCUGCAAGGAUAUGAGGGUAAACUGACCAGUCAGGGCAAACUGCUGCAGCAGGAAACCUUCUUCGUCACAGAGCAGGACGCCGGUGUUCUGUCCAGGUCCAAGGAGCGCCGAGUCUUCCUCUUUGAGCAGAUCGUCAUCUUCAGCGAGCUGCUGAGGAAAGGAUCGUCCACGCCGGGAUACCAGUUCAAGAAGAGCAUCAAGGUGUCCUACCUGGGCCUGGAGGACAGCGUGGACAAUGAUCCCUGUAAGUUCGUUUUGUCGUGUCGUGGUUCUUCGGAGCGUUUCACUCUACAGGCCGCCAACGUCGACACCAAGCAGGUCUGGGUCCGACACAUCCAGGAAGUCCUGGACGCCCAGAGCAACUUCCUGUCAGCUCUUCAGUCUCCUAUCGAGUACCAGAAGGAGAAGAGCAGCUCCUCGCUGACGAGGAACCGAUCGUCUUCAGGGAACCGACCAAUCAUGUCGUCACACAGCAGGCCGUCAUCAGCGGUCGGCCUCGGCGACAAGGACUCGGACAGGGGGAGGAGCCAGAUGAAAGUUUCUACCUCCAAUGGCGGCUCGACAUGUUUCGAGUCCAGAGACUCUGACGGCGGUUGUAAUGGCGUCUCGUCCACCAUGUUGGUCUCUCAGGACUACUCGGCGCUGAAGGAGAACGAGAUCUGCGUCAGUCAGGGCGAGACAGUCCAGAUUCUGGCCACCAAUCAGCAGAACAUGUACCUGGUGUACCGGCCGGCCAACAGCCAAUCGCCGGCCGCCGAGGGCUGGGUGCCGGGUCACGUCCUGGGCCCGCCCACCAAGCCCAUAAAAGACUCUUCGUCCACUUCCUCCUUCUCGGCGGCGGUCGCGGAUGCCAACAACAUCAAGAAGUCUCUGUCGUGGAACACGCUGCGUGCCAGGAAGCGCGCCGAAGCCAAGGACGUGUCGGCGGCGCUGGCAGCGGUGGCGGCGGGGGUCAGAGGUCAGGAGAACGGCCUCAUCCGUAAGGGCAAAGACGUCGCCCCCCCUCCCCCGCUCGCCUCGCCCGCCCCCCGCCCAAGGGCAAAGACGUCCACACUUCAGACGAAUCAGACUGCGACGACGACCUCGAUCCAAAGACGGGAAUGGAGCUUCUGAACCCAAACUUCAUCCAAGAAGUAUCUCCAGAGUUCCUGGUCCCUCUCUCUGAUGUGGUCUGUGCCUUCGGGGAGACGGUGGUUCUCUGCUGUAAAGUCUGCGGUCGACCCAAACCCUC